AUGGAGCAGUAUCAGCACUACAUUCCACAGUUGCUCUUGCGCAACUUUUCCCAUCCCUACCAAGUACCGACCCAAAGUAGGUCCGAGCAGAGGCGCAAAUAUCGUUUUGAAAAAGGCAAGCGCCCGGGCGACAAAGUGCUCAAUGUUGUGGACCUUCAUGUCCGUGGCCGAAUCAGCGGCAAGGUAUUCAUUCCCCCGGGGCCUCUGCCCGAAGUUGCCACCGCUGUUAUCUGUGAUUAUUCUCCUUCGUCUUCGGCGACAGUCUGA
Molecule: messenger RNA, 267 nt
Organism: Exophiala spinifera
Lineage: Eukaryota; Fungi; Ascomycota; Eurotiomycetes; Chaetothyriales; Herpotrichiellaceae
Exons: 1
Coding region: 1-267 (88 amino acids)
Source: RefSeq, a predicted model, not a curated record